Molecule: messenger RNA, 1286 nt
Organism: Propithecus coquereli (Coquerel's sifaka)
Lineage: Eukaryota; Metazoa; Chordata; Mammalia; Primates; Indriidae
Product: protein FAM127A
Exons: 1
Coding region: 81-422 (113 amino acids)
Source: RefSeq, a predicted model, not a curated record
CAGUUCCGGCGACGCUUGGGAGCUGACCUCUGCAGAGCCCAGUGCAGCCCAGCGGAGCACAGCACAGGGAGCGCAGCGCAAUGGAUAGUCGGGUGCAGCUGAUAAAGGCCCUUCUGGCCUUGCCCAUCCGGCCCGCGACGCGUCGGUGGAGGAACCCGAUUCCCUUUCCCGAGACGUUUGACGGCGAUACCGACCGGCUCCCGGAGUUCAUCGUGCAGACGGGCUCGUACAUGUUCGUGGACGAGAAGACGUUCUCCAGCGACGCCCUGAAGGUGACGUUCCUCAUCACGCGCCUCACGGGGCCGGCCCUGCAGUGGGUGAUCCCCUACAUCAAGAAGAACAGCCCCCUCCUCAACGAUUACCGGGGCUUCCUGGCCGAGAUGAAGCGGGUCUUUGGAUGGGAGGAGGACGAGGACUUCUAGGCCGGGAGACCCUCGGGCCUAGGGGCGGGUGCUCUGGGGAGGGUCCGCUGCGUCAGUCGCCGCCGCCAAGGUGGUAACCGACGCCCUCCCGCCGCACCUCCCUCCCCACAUCUCGAGUCGCCUGGAUCUGCCCUGCCUUCCUGUCCCCUCCUGCACUGUGCUUGCCUUUGUUCCAGCAAUAGCACUCCAGGCUGGCGCUGCUGCCUCUGGGCCUCGCUCUGGAGUUCGCUGCCGCCCUCUCCUGCCAGCCGAGCCCCUCCCAUGCACAUUUGGACGCUGUCCUGUGCUCCAGCUGCAAGCUGGGGUCCUGUUACACACUGGACAGACCACCGCAGCUGGCCGCUGCCCGCCGCCCCCCUGCCAGAUUACUGCGUCUUUCUGCCCACACACCUGCGCUGUCGCUGCUACUGCUGUCGCUAUCCACUGCAUCCCACUGCCAGACUGCCGCUUUUCGUGAUCUGGACUCACCUCGAAGGUAUCUGAGCUGAAGGGACCAGCCAACCUUUCACUUUCAGCAGGGCCCAUUGCAUCCCUACUCCUAGAAAACUCUUGUGUUCCUGCCAGAUGGUUGUCAGGGCCCAAGUGUGCCUGGUGGCCAAAUCCAGUCACUCAUUUUCUCCUGUGGAAGAGUUAGUUUUGCUCAGAAUUCAUUUCUCUUCUCAGUUUGCAGCUGUCUCUGAUGUGUGCCUUUUGUUCAACACAAGAACUCCUGCACUCUGCCAUGUACAAAUGUUUUUUCCUUAUUUUCAAUAAAUGUCAGACACUAUUGAAAAAGAAUUGAGUCUCAAUGAAUAUGGCACUUUUCCCUCCCUUGUCCUGUAAAUGAGAACUGUAUCUUAUUCAAAAGCUGUGUGCCAGUGGCUG